Messenger RNA from Cataglyphis hispanica, 1910 nucleotides. RefSeq names its product venom acid phosphatase Acph-1-like. The transcript has 7 exons. Gene Ontology annotation, molecular function: phosphatase activity. Lineage: Eukaryota; Metazoa; Arthropoda; Insecta; Hymenoptera; Formicidae. The record is from RefSeq and is a predicted model, not a curated record. The coding region runs from base 85 to 1311 and encodes 408 amino acids. Gene Ontology annotation, biological process: dephosphorylation.
CGUUGAUUCCGAACGCGUCCGUCGUUCAGAUCGUAUUAAUUGUGUUCGUACGAAUCAAAAGUGUUUCGGGAAGACAUCGCGAAUAUGUUUUUGAUACAUUCAACGAUUUUCGCCUUCUUUUUUAUUAACUUCGUUUCAUCGGCCGAUCUUGAUGUGGAACUGCAAUUACUUCACGUGAUAUUUCGCCAUGGUGACAAAGUGCCCCAUCGAGAAUUUCAAAAUUACCCUAAUGAUCCGCAUCGAGAACACUCUUACUAUCCAAUAGGAAACGGCGAUUUGACCAAUCAAGGCAAGAUGCGGGAGUACAAAAUCGGAACAAUGCUGCGCGGAAGAUACGAUCAAUAUUUCGGUCCGGAUUAUUGGCCGGCCAAGAUCUAUGCCCGAUCUACGGAUGUCCCGCGAACACAGCUGUCUCUCCAGUUGGUCCUAGCAGGAUUAUUCCCGCCCUCCGAGAGACAAACCUGGAAUCCACACUUGCCCUGGAUUCCAACGUGGACGUUCUUCGUGCCGUACAAGACUGACAAUCUCUUGUUUCCGCAUUACUGCCAUCGAUACAGGGAAGAAUAUCAACGAUUCCUUCAAUUGGACAGUACAAAAAACAUAAUUAAAAAAUACAAGAACGUAAUGGAUUAUUUGACCGAUCACUCAGGUAAAUUGAUUAACAGUACGGAAGCAGUUACUCAUAUGUAUAAUUUACUCAAAGAAGAGACUGCACAAAAUUUGACACUACCAAAAUGGACUCAGAAUAUUUAUCCUAAUCCGAUGGAAGAGAUAAUAGAAUUGGACUUCAAACUUCGAUCGUAUACAAAGACUUUGAAGAAAUUAAAUGGAGGUAUAUUACUUCGCAAAAUGGUGGAUGAUAUCCAAGAACGAAGAGCAAAAAAAAUGCCACAUGACAGAAAAGCUUUUUUAUUUGGCUGUCACGAAGUCAAUAUAGCUGCCGUUGCUUAUGCUUUGGGAACAAACGAACCAGCAGUCCCUACUUAUGGUUCUACAAUUAUUCUAGAAACUCUCCAGGACAAGAAGGGAAUUUACUACGUCCGGAUCUUACUGUGGACUGGCGUUACGGAACAGCUGAUUAUACAGACGAUUCCAGGUUGCACGGAAUUGUGUCCCUUCGAGAAAUUUCUCGAUAUUGUAAAGGAUGUUUUACCGAAUGACGACGAAUACUAUUGUCGACGGAGUGAUAAAACGACGAAGGAUCUUAUACCACAUUAUCAAUCAUCAGCGACACAUAUAGCCGGCGACAGAUUUUGCCGAUACAUCUUUUUCGUCGUUCUAUUCGCGUUUGCGUCGAAAUCCGUACAAUAGUGAUUCAAUGCGAAUAUAGUCUAGAUAUUUAUUUUCCUUUUUUCGCGAGGAACGUGACCUUAACCAGGGAAAUAGUUGUGAAAAUAAUCGACUCGGCUCGCAUCCUGACCGAUACUUGUAUCGGAAAUACUUCAUCGAACUAUGAGAGUACUCGGAAGGCCCAGCGAUGUUGCGGUUAUACAUUUCGCUGCGUAUGUUGCGGUUAACGCGUUGAUAUAUUUUACCGCACGUGUCGUUACAUUGUCAUGUUACACACGCGAACUGUGUACAUAUGUAAAUAGCUGUAUCGGUAUAUUGAUUUUAUUGUAGUCGAUAUCGUAAUCACUUCAAAACGAACAUUCAUAAGCACGUAUUAUCUGGAACGUGGGAUUUUUAAAGCCUUUGUCGGAUUUAAUCAUUCAUUCAUGUUCGUAAGUAAAUGUUGGUAAAAGUCACCUACGACAUCCUCCACUAAUGUGACAUUCCCCACUGCCAUCUAAAUAUCUCGUUAUUGAUAUUCGUUAAUGUUAAUAUAUUGUAUAAUAUUGUAUAUUAUUUUAUGACUUUAUGUAAAGCUCAAUGAAAAUCAGAUAUUAACAAACCGAAAAAUUGAUGAAGAA